Messenger RNA from Trematosphaeria pertusa, 1911 nucleotides. RefSeq lists its product as uncharacterized. The transcript has 3 exons. Gene Ontology annotation, molecular function: protein binding. The record is from RefSeq and is a predicted model, not a curated record. Bases 202 to 1755 code for a protein of 517 amino acids. NCBI's taxonomy places the organism in Eukaryota, Fungi, Ascomycota, Dothideomycetes, Pleosporales, Trematosphaeriaceae.
CCGCAUUCGAACAUGAAGGUGGGUGCAUGUUGUCGAAGUCACCGCAAUGCGCCCUUGAGCGGCAGGAGUGAAUUGCAAUCGCAGCCCGCCAUCAUGGCCCAAGCGUGUGCCAGCCCGCAACCUUGUAUAAGACCAUCCACAAUCGGUACCGCAGAUACGCUUCUCCCACUCGGCUGCUAAGUCAACAACUUCACUUCGGCCAUGUCGGACCAAACGAAUCAGACCGAAGCUCUCGACCCACAAUUUCCGAACGACUCGUCGAUUACUGCAUGUCCCGACGAAAUUCUGCUCGUAGUAUUAGAGUUCCUAGAGUGCCAGAACUCUCUCUGCGCUGUUUCUCGAACCUGCCGCAAAUUCCAACGGCUUGCGCAGCAACGGUUGUAUACAUCGAUCUCUCUUGUCCGCCCUAAGGAGCGUUACGACGACAGCAAUGUGGAACGUCUACUCCGGACUGUCGUCGAACAGCCUGAAUUGGCGAAGAAAACCAACCGCCUCUUCGUUGAGGCCAUGUCUCAUCCACUUCGCAUCGCGCCGGCCGUUUUCUCCGGGCUUACUUCUAUACAACAAAUGCAUUUCGGUGACGGAUGGCUUCGUUUCCCGGAAAUUCCACGUGUGGGUCUGUUGAUUGCUCGCCUUCCCAAUCUGGAGCAUCUCGACAUCAACCUGUACAAGAGUUCCGAAGAUGGGGAGGUAGUGUGGUUAUGCGAAUCCGCGGUACCCUAUCUUCUCCCGGACUUGGACCUCUCGAUUUCAAGGCAUCUCUCCAGUAUACCCGGAUUUUGGAGCUUGAAAACCUUGAGGAUUAAUGGUUGCCGCCUAGACUGCGAUUGGUUUGAGCUACCAAAUCUGGAGCAUGUCACAAUCGGGGGCCGUUCAGAUGUGUUGCAUAGCACAUCUCCGAAAGGCAGCAACAUCUCAUCCAUUAGACACUGCCUCCAUUGGUAUGCGAUGCGUUAUUUGUAUGUCGGCCGGGGGAAUUUAGAAGACUUCCGUUCUUUGCUCCAACACUUUCCUCGCUUGCGCAAAUUACAGUUCGACAUCGGCUCGCCCCGGCUAUUGCCCCGGAACUACGCAAGGCCACGAGAUGUUUUUAGCUGGGCGUUCCUCGCCGCUCGGCUGCGCCCGGUCGCUUCAUCCCUGGAAGUCUUUCGAGUGAGCCCCGACCUUGACUCCUUCCCCUGGUAUCUUGGCGUUGUACGGCCAGUGGGAGAUCUUUCUCACUUCUCGCAGCUGAAGACCCUGGAGCUCCCCCAGGCAGCUCUCCUUGGGCCUUCGUAUGCCGGCGGGGCAAUUGAUAUGCGGACCCUUCCUCCUUCCAUCGAGACCUUAGAUAUAUGGUUUCCGACAUUUGCCAUCCUGAAUUGGCUGGACUAUCUCUACAUGACGAUACCUGACUUUCCGCAUCUCAAGGCUGUCAACAUACGCUGCCACGAUGAAUGGAUCUUUGAGAAGCGCCAGGGCACUAGUAGGCGCCUGGAGAUCUUAUAUCUCGAGGACCUUGGACCUACUAUGGCCACCCACCCGAUAUGGAAGCAACUAUGGCACGCCGGGAUCCGCGCUGUAGUUGUCAACCGUCACGAGAAGUUCGACGAAGCCUGGUGGGAUGCAGACUACGAUCCGGUGAUGGCCUCAGUCGUGAAGUGGCUUGAUCUGAAGAAGGAUACGAAAUGCGUAUCGGAUGCCGAGUUCUUCGUGCAAUUCUAUGAUUUCUUCAGCCUUACGCGGUGGAUUAAUGAUACCCCCCUAAUUUGCUGAAGAAAUGUCUACAGCCUUUCUUAGCUGUCCAGGUAGUAUGCUGAUAAAGAAGCGUAGAUUGCUCGCAUGUCUGCAUCUGUACCCAUUUCUUCUCACUUCUCGUCGCACUAGGCACUUACGCAUUCCGCCAUGGUCACUGAAUUGGACAUGCAUUAU